UAUAAAUUAUCACGUACCAGGGUUUCGAUGUUCGUCGACACCCAGAACGAAAAGUGUCGUCAUUGUCAUCCUCUUCCUCUUCAACUCUUAAACACCGUACAUCGCUGCCGUUUCUCACUUCGUACCAGUGAUUAGAUACUGAGGCGAAAUGAUUGGUUGGUUAAUUGAAUGAUAGAAGAAGAUGCAGAUAAUCUUGUAAUAAGGUUGUCGUUAUUAUUAUUGUUGGUGUUGAUAUUAUGGCUCAGCAAUCCUCGCGGCUCAAUCGUUUACUCACUUUGUUGGACACUGGUUCAACACAAGGGACAAGAUUUACAGCUGCCCGGCAGAUUGGGGAUAUUGCAAAAUUGCAUCCUCAAGAUUUGAGUCCUCUAUUGAGAAAGGUUUCUCAAUAUCUUCGUAGUAAAAAUUGGGAUACAAGGGUGGCUGCUGCUCAUGCUAUUGGGGCUAUUGCUCAAAAUAUUAAGCAUACAUCUAUGACUGAAUUAUUUGCUUCUGUGGAGACAAAGAUGUCUGAAGCUGGGAUAUCUGGUACUGUUGAAGAUGUGGUGGCAUGGCCUAAUUUUCAUUCUAAAAUUGUAACAAGUGUUUCAUUUAGAAGUUAUGAUAUCAAUAAGGUAUUGGAGUUUGGUGCUUUAUUAGCAUCAGGGGGACAGGAGUAUGACAUUGCAAUUGAUAAUUCUAAGAAUCCUAGGGAUCGAUUGGCGAGGCAGAAGCAAAAUCUUAAACGCCGUCUGGGUUUGGAUGUAUGUGAGCAGUUUAUGGAUGUCAAUGAUAUGAUCAAAGAUGAAGAUCUUAUUGUACACAAAUUACAUUCCCAUGGAAAUGGUUCAGACCGUAGAUUUUACACGUCUCCUUCUGUGCGUAAUAUCCAACAGCUAGUUUCAAGUAUGGUUCCCAGUGUCAUUUCUAAAAGGCCAAGUGCAAGAGAAUUGAAUCUCUUAAAGCGAAAAGCAAAAAUAAAUUCGAAAGACCAAGCGAAAGGUUGGUCUGAGGAUGGGGAUAUGGAAGUCUCUAAUGCUCAUAGUGCAACAACUGUGAAGGGAUCACAUGUUGAUCCAUUGAGUUCAAAUAAGGUGGAGGUUAUUCCAGAGGAAGACAACUUAGAGCAAGAUGGAGAUGGGCAGUGGCCGUUUCAUAGUCUUGUUGAACAGCUAAUCCUUGAUAUGUUUGAUCCUGUUUGGGAGGUUCGCCAUGGUAGUGUUAUGGCAUUGAGAGAAAUCUUGACUCAUCAUGGUGCUUCUGCUGGAGUGUUAAUGCCUGAUUUGAGCCCUGAUGGUGCACUAGAUGUUGACUUUAAGGACAAAGGCUUUUCAACUGCAGUGAAGAGAGAGAGAGAAAUUGAUUUAAAUAUGCAAGUUCCAGCAGAUGAUUCAGAGCCCAAUCUGAAAAAGAUUAAGUUUGAAGAGGCGCCAACAAAGCUGAUGGAUGCAUUGGUCUCUCCUGUAAAGUCUGAAAACUUUGACAUCAACAUGAAGGUUGAAGAUGGAUGCACUUUACCUGCACAGCAGGUCAAUGGCCAAUUUGAUCCUGGCUCUAUUAAGUUGGAGUCAGAAUCUAAUCUUGAUGGUCUAUUUUGUCAGUCCAAUGAAGAUGUACACAUGGUAGAACCGAAGGGUUAUUGUGAUGUUAAGCAGGCCUCUUUCAACUCUGAUAUGUUGAAAAAUCUUCCUGAAAACUGUGAGUUGAUGAACUGGUUAAAACUAGUUCGGCAUUCAUGGCAGAAAAAUUGUGAAUUUCUUCAAGACUGUGCAAUUCGUUUCUUAUGUAUAUUAUCGCUAGAUCGGUUUGGAGAUUAUGUAUCUGAUCAGGUUGUUGCUCCUGUACGUGAAACCUGUGCUCAAGCAUUAGGUGCUGCUUUUAAGUAUAUGCAUCCCUCCCUAGUUCAUGAGGCAUUGUAUAUCUUGCUGCAAAUGCAGCAUAGACCUGAAUGGGAAAUUCGUCAUGGAAGCCUCUUGGGCAUCAAGUACUUGGUAGCUGUGCGGCAGGAGAUGCUGCGGGAUCUUCUUGGUUAUGUUCUUCCUGCAUGUAAAGCUGGGUUGGAGGACCCUGAUGAUGAUGUCCGAGCAGUUGCUGCAGAUGCUUUAAUACCUGCUGCAGCUGCUAUUGUUGCUUUAGAUGGUCAAACAUUGCAUUCGAUUGUGAUGCUACUUUGGGAUAUAUUGCUUGAUUUGGAUGAUCUUAGCCCAUCCACUAGUAGUGUGAUGAAUCUAUUAGCGGAAAUCUAUUCGCAGGAAGAGAUGAUUCCUAAAAUGUUUGGAGCUACAUCCAAAGAUAAACAGGAUUUUGAUCUAAAUGAAGUAGUCCGUAAUGAUGAUGUAGAAGGAAGAGACUCUAUGGAAAAUCCUUCCACUUUAUCCAUGCUGGCACCCCGUUUAUGGCCUUUUAUGAGGCAUAGUAUCACAUCAGUCCGACAUUCAGCUAUAAGUACUUUGGAGCGCCUUCUUGAGGCUGUUUACAAGAGGAAUAUUUCUGAGCUCUCUAGUGGUUCCUUUUGGCCGUCUUUUAUUUUUGGUGAUACACUUAGGAUCGUUUUCCAGAAUCUUCUUUUGGAAUCAAAUGAAGAAAUUCUGCAGUGUUCUGAUAGAGUCUGGAGACUGCUGGUUCAGUGCCCAGUUAAUGACUUGGAAACUGCUGCUGGUUUGUUUAUGUCUUCUUGGAUAGAACUUGCUACCACACCUUAUGGCUCACAGUUAGAUGCGGCAAAAAUGUUUUGGCCUGUGGCUCCUCCUCGAAAAAGCCAUUUUAAAGCAGCUGCUAAAAUGAGAGCUGUGAUGCUUGAGAAUGAGUCAUCUGGAAACAUUAGUUUGGAUCAUAUGAAGGGAAAUAUUCCACAGGAAAGGAACGGAGAUGCCUCCACUAACUCAUUUAAGAUAAUUGUUGGUGCUGAUGUGGAAAUGUCAGUGACUAACACUCGAGUUGUUACUGCAUCAGCAUUGGGAAUUUUUGCUUCUAAGUUGCCUGAGGGUUCUGUGAAAUAUGUGAUUGAUCCAUUGUGGAAUGCCCUUUCCUCGUUAUCUGGAGUCCAGCGUCAGGUGGCAUCCAUGGUUCUAAUUUCUUGGUUUAAAGAGAUAAAAAACAAGGAACUUUCUGGAUCCCCUAGAAUUUUGCCUAUAUUUCCUGAUCAUCUCAAACAAUGGUUGUUGGAUUUAUUAGCAUGCUCUGACCCUACAUUUCCCACAAAAGAUUCACUUCUUCCUUAUGCUGAGCUUUCAAGAACAUAUACCAAGAUGCGAAAUGAAGCUAGCCAAUUGUUACGUGCUGUUGAGGCAUCUGGCAUGUUUACAAAUAUGUCUUCAACAAUUAAAAUUGAUGUAGAAAGCAUGGGUGUGGAUGAUGCGAUUAGCUUUGCAUCUAAACUGCAGCCUGUUUGCAAAGAUAAUGAUGGAAAUGAAUCUUCAGAUAGACAUAUUGUUGAUAAUAUAGAGUCAUUGAAACAGCGACUGCUAACGACUUCCGGCUAUCUAAAAUGUGUUCAGAGUAAUUUGCAUGUCACUGUGUCAGCUUUAGUUGCUGCUGCAGUAGUCUGGAUGUCAGAGCUUCCUACCCGCCUUAAUCCCAUCAUUUUGCCUUUGAUGGCUUCAAUCAAAAGAGAGCAGGAGGAAAUACUGCAACAGAAGGCUGCUGAGGCGCUUGCGGAGCUUAUUUCUCAUUGCAUUGCUCGUAAGCCUAGUCCAAAUGAUAAGUUGAUAAAAAAUAUUUGUAGUUUGACUUGUAUGGAUCCUUGUGAGACACCUCAAGCUGCAAUUAUCAGUUCCAUGGACAUGAUUGACGAUCAAGAUUUCCUCAACUUUGGAAGUAGUACAGGAAAACAGAAGUCAAAGAUUCACAUGCUGGCUGGCAGUGAAGACCGGUCAAGAGUUGAAGGCUUUAUUAGCAGAAGAGGGUCUGAACUCGCAUUAAGGCAUUUGUGUGAGAAGUUUGGUGCUUCAUUAUUUGAUAAGCUCCCCAAACUUUGGGAUUGCCUUACUGAAGUUCUCGUUCCUGGGAAUUCGUCAGAUGAUAAGAAGAUUGCAGAAGCUAUUGAAUCUGUUAAGGAUCCUCAGAUCUUGAUUAAUAAUAUCCAGGUUGUACGUUCCAUUGCUCCAAUGCUGGAUGAAACUUUGAAACUAAAACUGCUCUCACUUCUUCCGUGCAUUUUCAAAUGUGUUUGUCAUUCCCAUGUUGCUGUCCGACUUGCUGCUUCUAGAUGUAUUACUUCAAUGGCCAAGUCAAUGAUAGUAAAUGUUAUGGCAGCUGUAAUUGAAAAUGCCAUUCCAAUGUUAGGUGAUACGACAUCUGUUCAUGCUAGACAAGGUUCUGGGAUGCUUAUCAGUUUGCUUGUUCAGGGACUGGGUGUGGAACUUGUCCCAUACGCUUCUUUGUUAGUUGUGCCUCUUUUGAAGUGUAUGAGUGAUUGUGAUCAUUCUGUUAGACAGAGUGUGACUCGUAGUUUUGCAUCUCUUGUACCACUGCUUCCAUUAGCACGGGGCCUUCCCCCACCUGCAGGGCUCAGUGAAGGUUUGUCCAGAAAUGCUGAGGAUGCACAGUUUUUGGAGCAAUUACUUGACAACUCCCAUAUUGAUGAUUACAAGCUCUGCACUGAAUUAAAAGUCACAUUAAGAAGGUAUCAACAGGAGGGUAUAAAUUGGUUGGCCUUUUUAAAACGUUUCAAGCUUCAUGGAAUCUUAUGUGAUGAUAUGGGGCUUGGAAAGACACUUCAAGCAUCUGCCAUUGUGGCAUCUAACAUAGCUGAGCUUCGUUCUUCAAACAGUGCUGAGGAUGCUCAUCCAUCUUUGAUUGUUUGCCCAUCUACUCUUGUUGGUCAUUGGGCAUUUGAGAUAGAAAAGUAUAUUGAUGCUACUCUAGUUAGUACUCUUCAAUAUGUGGGAUCAGCACAAGAUCGCAUUUCUCUUAGAGAUCAAUUUGAUAAGCAUAACAUGAUCAUUACGUCUUAUGAUGUGGUCCGUAAAGAUGUUGAUUAUCUUGGACAAUGUCUCUGGAGUUACUGUAUAUUAGAUGAAGGUCAUAUCAUUAAGAAUUCUAAGUCUAAAAUUACAGCUGCAAUAAAACAACUGAAAGCCCAGCACCGUCUAAUACUUAGUGGAACACCGAUCCAGAACAACAUUACAGACUUGUGGUCCCUUUUUGAUUUCCUAAUGCCUGGGUUUCUUGGAACAGAGAGACAAUUCCAUGCCACUUAUGGGAAGCCACUGGUAGCUGCUAGGGAUCCUAAAUGUUCUGCAAAAGAUGCUGAAGCUGGGGUACUUGCUAUGGAAGCAUUGCACAAGCAGGUCAUGCCUUUCCUACUCCGUCGAACCAAAGAUGAAGUUUUGUCGGACCUACCUGAAAAGAUAAUACAGGACAGAUACUGUGACCUGAGCCCGGUCCAAUUAAAACUUUAUGAAAAGUUUUCUGGUUCACAUGUUAAAGAAGAACUCUCAAGUAUGGUAAAAAUUGAUGAGUCAGCAGAUAAAGGAGAUGAAAAUAGUGCUACACCAAAAGCAUCUACUCAUGUUUUCCAGGCACUGCAAUACUUGCUGAAACUUUGUAGUCAUCCAUUGCUUGUCCUGAACCAAAAGGUUCCUGAUUCACUUUCAUGCCAUUUGUCAGAACUCUUUCCUUCAGGUUCUGACAUCAUUUCUGAACUACAUAAACUUCAUCAUUCUCCCAAAUUAGUUGCUCUUCAGGAGAUAAUGGAGGAGUGCGGAAUAGGGGUAGAUGCUUCUAAUUCUGAAGAUGCCAUUAAUGUUGGGCAGCACAGAGUUUUAAUAUUCGCUCAGCAUAAAGCCUUUUUAGACAUUAUUGAAAGAGACUUGUUUCAGACCCAUAUGAAGAAUGUUACAUACCUACGCCUGGAUGGAUCAGUUGAACCAGAAAAACGUUUUGACAUAGUGAAAGCUUUCAAUUCUGACCCAACUAUAGAUGCCCUGCUGCUUACAACACAUGUUGGUGGCCUGGGUUUAAAUCUGACAUCUGCUGACACCCUCAUUUUCAUGGAGCAUGACUGGAAUCCAAUGAGAGACCAUCAGGCAAUGGACAGAGCACACCGGUUGGGCCAAAAAAAGGUUGUUAAUGUGCAUCGUCUGAUUAUGCGUGGUACCCUGGAAGAGAAAGUGAUGAGCCUCCAACGGUUCAAAGUUUCGGUUGCCAAUGCUGUCAUCAAUGCCGAGAAUUCCAGUCUAAAAACAAUGAAUACUGACCAGUUGCUUGAUCUAUUUGCAUCAGCAGAAGUGACUAGAAAGGGAGGUAGCGUAUCAAAGCGGUCAAGUGAGGAUGUGGACCCAAAAUUAAUGGGCACAGGGAAGGGGUUAAAGGCUAUACUAGGUGGAUUGGAGGAUCUUUGGGAUCAAUCACAGUACAAUGAAGAGUAUAAUCUGAGCCAGUUUUUAUCAAAGCUCAACGGCUGACCCCAACUGCUUGCAUGUAUAUAUAUAUAUCUUGUAUAUAUCAGGUUUAGUACUAAAAUUUUGACAUUUUCUUAGCUCUAGUUUUUUUUUUUUUUUUCCUUUCAUAUUAUUAUUAUUAUUCUAUCAUAUUUUGUUACCAUUUUUGGCCAUUCUUCUAUCCCCAUUUUUUAAAAAUAUAAUUUUAUUUUCUUAUUACUGGUGUGGGAGGAUGGGGAAGAGUUGGUUUUUGGUAAUACAGCUUGACAUGAGAGAUAAUGUUGAUCAACCAAAGAUGUAAAGUUGAGAUGCUGUAUAUACUUUUAGCUUCCUUUUCUAAUUCUUAAUCAGAAAUCAAUUUACCAAA
This is a messenger RNA of Mangifera indica (mango), 6729 nucleotides long. Its product is annotated as TATA-binding protein-associated factor BTAF1. Gene Ontology annotation, molecular function: DNA binding; ATP binding; ATP-dependent chromatin remodeler activity. The record is from RefSeq and is a predicted model, not a curated record. Lineage: Eukaryota; Viridiplantae; Streptophyta; Magnoliopsida; Sapindales; Anacardiaceae. The coding region runs from base 237 to 6386 and encodes 2049 amino acids. The transcript is spliced from 29 exons.